GAGCUAACCACCAAAGCAGCCUGACUUCACUUUAUACACAGCUCCAAACAGAGGCAGCACCAGAGAUCAUCAAGUCAACAUGCACAGUCUGGAAUAUCAAACCUUGUUCAUUUCCCUUUGCAUUCUACACCUCUGCCCUCUCUGUGAAGCACGCCCCCUAAGGAAGAGGACGGUGAGUGAGGUCCAGCUCAUGCACAACCUCGGGGAGCUGAAGCAGGUGCAGGAGCGCCGGGAGUGGCUGCAGCUCCGGCUCCGGGGCAUCCACGGCGGGCCGGCCCGGGCCAGCAGCGGGGACGCCGGCCGCAGGAGGAGGCCGCGGCCCGAGGAGCUGCCCGCCCUCAGAGACAUGACGCCGGAGGACAUCCAGUCCGCUCUGGACGUCCUGGAGAAGCUCCUCAAGUCUAAGAAGUCAUGAUUCUGAUUGGAUCUGUCUUCCGACAGUCAUUUUCAACACACUUUUUACAGAACUUAAGGCUACUUUUUAUUAAAAUUGUUUUAAUGUUGUUCAUCAUGUUUAUAGCUGUCUGAAACUGACUAUUAUAAUGUAUUUUAAUUGGAUUUAGUUUACAUUUUUACUAUUUCCUUUUAUUUAUGAAAUUGAUAUUUAUGAAACUUAAGACUGGCAAAAGUCAAAGCUUUCCUGUUGAGGCACUUUCAUUUUUUGUAUUAACAGUUGGUGGUGUAAACCCAUCAAAGCUACUUACUUCAUUAAAUUGAAGCAGAUAACGACUGGAACAGACAAUGUUCUUUAUCAUUUGACAAUGCCCCGAUUAACGGGCAUUCCUGUAUUUUAUUUUUAAAGUAUUUAUG
Messenger RNA from Gymnodraco acuticeps, 810 nucleotides. It is a transcript of the gene pth1a, whose product is annotated as parathyroid hormone 1a. The transcript has 3 exons. The record is from RefSeq and is a predicted model, not a curated record. Gene Ontology annotation, cellular component: extracellular region. Gene Ontology annotation, molecular function: hormone activity. The coding region runs from base 80 to 415 and encodes 111 amino acids. Lineage: Eukaryota; Metazoa; Chordata; Actinopteri; Perciformes; Bathydraconidae. Gene Ontology annotation, biological process: intracellular calcium ion homeostasis.